Odobenus rosmarus divergens (Pacific walrus) is the source of this 718-nucleotide messenger RNA. It is a transcript of the gene SMCO4, whose product is annotated as single-pass membrane protein with coiled-coil domains 4. The coding region runs from base 12 to 191 and encodes 59 amino acids. The record is from RefSeq and is a predicted model, not a curated record. The transcript has a single exon. NCBI's taxonomy places the organism in Eukaryota, Metazoa, Chordata, Mammalia, Carnivora, Odobenidae.
GCUCCGGAAAGAUGCGGCAGCUCAAAGGCAAGCCCAAGAAGGAGACGUCCAAGGACAAGAAGGAGCGGAAGCAGGCCAUGCAGGAGGCCCGGCAGCAGAUCACCACGGUGGUGCUGCCCACGCUCGCUGUGGUAGUGCUCCUGAUCGUGGUGUUCGUGUACGUGGCCACGCGCCCCACCAUCACCGAGUGAGCCCGGGGGGGGGGGGCAGACUCCCCCAGCAGGGAGCCGGAGCCCGGGAGGGGGAAAGCGAAAGAAAAAUGGCUUUCAUAUUCAGAGAUUUUUCCUGAUGCUGAGCUCUAAGCUGGAGCACCCUGUCUUCUCUGGUCUUUGACUUGAUUAAAGUUUCUCCAAUUUCCCUGGGAGGGAAUAGGGAACGUUUUAUCAGUGAAUGUGCCAUACACCUUAUGGUCCACUUCAUGUGCCUUUCAGACUUCAAAGCAGUGUGUGUGUGUGUGUGUGUGUGUGUGUGUGUUUCUUUUUUGCUUCUGAAAUCGAUAUGUAACUCCACCUGGUAAGAGGAAGAAUCUUCUGGGCCAUGAAUCAGUUGGAAUCAGUGCUCACCCCAUCCCCAUUGUUUAGAACAUGACUCUUUGCCUACAUGUGGUUCACGAUUUCCAAAGGGACUGUAUUUCUUCUCUGUGCUUAAUGUGAUUUGAAAUAUGUCGACUCAAAAGUGAAAUAUUUAUUUUUUGAAUAAAGGAGAUAAUAGCCUUAAA